Messenger RNA from Vitis riparia (riverbank grape), 3725 nucleotides. RefSeq names its product disease resistance protein SUMM2-like. Bases 98 to 2863 code for a protein of 921 amino acids. The record is from RefSeq and is a predicted model, not a curated record. Gene Ontology annotation, molecular function: ATP hydrolysis activity; ADP binding; protein binding. The transcript is spliced from 2 exons. Lineage: Eukaryota; Viridiplantae; Streptophyta; Magnoliopsida; Vitales; Vitaceae.
UUUCAAAUUCACACAGUGCAGUGCAGUGAUUCAUCUUUCUUCUCUGUUCCAUCUUUGGCUGAAUUCUAAUCCUAUUUUCUGUAACUUCCGGAAAGCUAUGGAGUUCGUGAGCUCAAUCGUGGGUCUGGUCCCCUGCUUCUAUGAUCACACCUCCAAGCACACGGUCUACAUUCGUGAUCUGAGAAAAAAUCUCCAAGCCUUGAGCAAAGAAAUGGUGGAUCUGAACAACUUGUAUGAAGAUGUGAAGGAAAGGGUUGAACGUGCAGAGCAACAACAGAUGAAGCGCAGAAAGGAAGUGGGUGGGUGGAUCCGUGAAGUAGAAGCCAUAGAGAAAGAAGUCCACGAAAUUCUGCAAAGAGGAGAUCAAGAAAUCCAGAAGAGUUGUAUCGGAUGCUGUCCCAGGAAUUGUUGGUCUAGCUACAGGAUUGGAAAGGCAGUAAGUGAAAAGCUGGUUGCUGUAUCUGGUCAAAUCGGCAAAGGACAUUUCGAAGUUGUAGCCGAGAUGUUGCCUCGUCCUCCAGUUGAUGAACUGCCCAUGGAGGCGACAGUGGGCCCACAAUUGGCGUAUGAAAAGAGCUGUAGGUUUCUCAAAGAUCCACAAGUGGGAAUUAUGGGAUUGUAUGGAAUGGGGGGUGUUGGCAAAACCACCCUUUUGAAGAAAAUCAACAAUGAAUUCCUUGCAACAUCCAAUGACUUUGAGGUUGUGAUUUGGGCAGUGGCGUCAAAAUCGCCCGACAUUGAAAAAAUUCAGCAAGUUAUUUGGAAUAAAUUGGAAAUCCCACGUGAUAAAUGGGAAACUAGAAGCAGUAGGGAGGAGAAGGCUGCAGAAAUAUUGAGAGUUCUGAAAAGAAAAAGGUUCAUCUUGUUGUUGGAUGACAUUUGGGAGGGACUUGAUCUCCUAGAAAUGGGGGUCCCGCGUCCAGAUACUGAAAAUAAGUCCAAGAUAGUUUUGACGACCCGUUCACUGGAUGUCUGCCGCCAAAUGAAAGCUCAGAAGAGUAUAGAAGUGGAAUGUUUGGAGUCAGAAGAUGCCUGGACUUUGUUCCGGAAGGAGGUAGGAGAAGAAAUAUUAAAUUCUCAUCCGGAUAUACCGAUGCUUGCAAAGAUUGUUGCUGAAGAGUGCAGAGGUUUACCUCUCGCUCUUGUCACUCUUGGGCGGGCCAUGGCAGCUGAGAAAGAUCCCUCAAACUGGGACAAGGUAAUACAAGAUCUACGCAAAUCUCCAGCUGAAAUCACAGGUAUGGAAGAUAAAUUGUUUCAUCGAUUGAAACUCAGUUAUGAUAGGUUGCCUGACAAUGCCAGCAAAUCUUGUUUUAUAUAUCAUUCCAUGUUCCAAGAGGACUGGGAGAUUUAUAAUUUUCAACUUAUAGAACUUUGGAUAGGGGAGGGGUUCAUGGGUGAAGUUCAUGACAUACAUGAAGCACGUGAUCAAGGGAAGAAAAUUAUUAAAACUUUAAAGCAUGCAUGUUUAUUGGAGAGCGGUGGUUCAAGAGAAACAAGGGUUAAGAUACAUGAUGUGAUCCGCGACAUGGCUUUAUGGUUAUAUGGUGAACAUGGGGUGAAAAAGAACAAAAUUCUAGUAUACAAUAAGGUUGCUAGGCUUGAUGAAGAUCAAGAAACUUCCAAAUUGAAAGAAACAGAGAAGAUAUCAUUAUGGGAUAUGGAUGUUGGGAAGUUCCCAGAAACAUUGGUGUGCCCCAAUCUUAAGACUUUAUCUGUGAAAAAAUGUCAUAAUUUGAAGAAAUUUCCAAAUCGAUUCUUUCAAUUCAUGCUUCUACUUAGAGUACUGGAUUUGUCAGGCAAUGAUAAUUUAAGCGAGUUGCCAACCGGGAUUGGUAAAUUGGGUGCCUUGAGGUAUCUUAAUUUGUCAUUCACAAGAAUAAGGGAGUUGCCCAUUGAACUAAAGAAUUUGAAAAAUCUGAUGAUUUUGAUUAUGGAUGGUAUGAAAUCCCUUGAAAUUAUUCCACAAGAUGUGAUAUCAAGCCUUAUAUCCUUGAAGUUGUUCUCCAUUUACGAAUCCAAUAUUACAAGUGGAGUUGAAGAAACUUUAUUGGAGGAGUUGGAGUCCUUGAAUGACAUCAGUGAGAUAUCAAUCACCAUAUGCAAUGCUCUUUCAUUCAACAAACUAAAGAGUAGUCAUAAAUUACAAAGGUGCAUACGUCAUCUACAUUUACAUAAAUGGGGGGAUGUGAUCUCACUUGAACUAUCAUCUUCAUUUUUUAAAAGAACGGAGCAUUUGAAGGAGCUUUAUAUAAGCCAUUGCAAUAAAUUGAAAGAAGUGAAAAUUAAUGUGGAAAGACAAGGGAUACUCAAUGAUAUGACUCUUCCAAACAAAAUUGCAACAAGGGAGGAAUACUUCCACACCCUUUGCAGUGUGCUUAUAGAACAUUGUUCGAAAUUGUUAGACUUAACAUGGCUUGUUUAUGCUCCAUAUCUUGAAGGACUUUACGUUGAAGAUUGUGAAUCAAUAGAAGAAGUGAUACGUGAUGAUAGUGGAGUCUGUGAAAUUAAGGAAAAAUUGGACAUAUUCUCAAGGCUCAAAUACCUCAAGCUCAAUAGGCUGCCAAGAUUGAAGAGCAUCUACCAGCAUCCACUACUCUUUCCCUCUCUUGAAACCAUCAAGGUGUGUGAAUGCAAAAGCUUAAGGAGCCUCCCGUUUGAUUCCAACACUUCAAAUAAUAGUCUGAAGAAAAUUAAAGGAGAGACAAGUUGGUGGAAUCGGUUGAAGUGGAAAGAUGAAACUAUCAAGCACUCUUUUACUCCGUAUUUCCAAAUCCAUGAAGCUGAAGCAUAUUCAACUGACACUGAGGAGUCUGAAACUGGCAGCAUAGAUGAUAUGCAAGAACAACCGGUAUCAAAUUAACUUCUAUCAAUCUUUCAGAGUUGGGGCUUGUUCUAGAAGUUCUGACAACAGCUGGGAUUCAAUUAGCUCUAUCUAGUGGAGCCUUGAGUUUUUUGGUUGGAUGUAGAGUAGGGUCUUGUUCUACCCCUUCUUACUCAGUUGGGAUAUGAGCUUCUUCGGCUGCUUCCGUUUCGUCCUGCUCUUUUUCCUUCUAAUUGGUAUAGAUGUGAGCUGGAUUAUGUUUGCUUGCUGGUCUGAGUUUCUGAUAUGUUUUGUGGCGGUGUGCUGAUUCUCAGAGUAUCGUUAUUCAUGGUGCUCAGUCUGCUGGGAAAGUUGCUUAAUGUCCAGAUGCUGGGGCUCUUCUCGGCAGGCUUUGGUUGGGAUCCAUGUGUUUGCUGGAAUUGGAUUCUGUGGGUUGCCUUUGGCUUUUGAUUUAGGCUGGGUUUGUUUUCUUUGUUGAGACUGGUGGAGUAUGGUGGCUCAGAAGUUGCUAGUAAUCUGUCUGUUGUAUGCUGACGCUGGAAUCUUCAUGGUGGUUGCUCUGCUGGGUCUAUAUAAUAUGUGAAUGCUUUUGCCUUUUUGAGUCCUUGGGCGUCAGCUGGUUGCUUGUGUUUCCUCUGCGCUUUAGUUCAUAUACCAGAGUGCAUACUUCCUUGAGUUCCAUAUCCCACUGCCAAGUGUGUUGUCCAUGAUGUGUAAAGCAGUUAAUUUGUAUACCUGGCCUUCAGUUCCUCUCUAGAAAACUUUGAACGCCCUUUAUGAAUGAAAUGUUGUGAGAAAAACUGGAGUUGAUUUUCACAUUUGAGGUCGUUAAUGGUGAUUUUUCUUAAUGUAAUUGUGAUUGAAAAGAAAUUUGAUCAAGGAGAGUCGAUCUUAUUCAACA